CGGCUGCAGCUGCGCGGAGGGCUGCGCGUUUCUGGAGCGAAGGUUGGUGGUGUCAAAGAAGAUCCGCGGCGGCCGACUGCCUCGCAACGAGCCCUCGAGGAGGGAAGGGGCUGACCUGGGGAGGAGGAAGAGGGGAGCCGGAGGGACGGUGUCUUAACUUGUAGAUCGGAGGGUCGCUAAGCGGAUUUGGAGCUGCUGGGGGGAAAAGACUGUUGGAGAAAUACAGUGCUUGCCUCUCACCGGCUGCCUCGCCACCUCCCACUUUAGCUUUCUUUUGAGUAUCCCAAAGAACACAUUUUCCUCUCCGGCACCCCUUCUUCCUCGCGGCCCUCUAGCAGGCUGGCGGCAAAAAUGGAGAGGAAGGCGAAAUGAAUAGGAGAAGUCCCCGGUUGGCAAAAUUCACGGGAACCUGACGAAUCGCGCCUCUCCGGGGAAUCAGCGGGUUCCGACAAGGGAGUUCUUUUGAACGCCGGGGGUGACCUGAAUGAGGAAGAAAGGAGGAAAAUGUAGCGAGGGGAGCGCGGGAAGAGGUGGGUGAAAGCCGCCCACUUCAGGUGUUUUGAAGAAUGACAGAUUGGUUUUGGACAGGUGGUGGGAACCUUGCUUGCUCGCUCGCUCGAUCUCGUCCUCCCCCCCUACUCUCCCUCCCUCCCUCCCUCUUCCAAGCUCGCUCCCGAAGCCGACGCCACUGUUCGCCUCAGCGUCUCUUUCCAUUUGAUGCCAGGCUCUGAAAAACGCGGAGGAGUUGGAAGGAAGGCGAAGGGAUAUAGUAACGUGGAGAGUUGGGCUUGCUGGCUCCUGGCUGAAAUAAAAAAUCCCAUUGCGCACUGGGUUGUGAUUGGAAAUCUAAUCAGAUCCUUGAAUCGGCGGAGACGGGUGGGAGGGCUGUGAGGGUGGCGAGAAAAACCCUAAAGUUGGUUGGGGAAAAAUGAUGUGAGAGGCUGCUUCUGUGAGAAGAGGGAAUCGGAGCGCCGAGAUCAUGGGAACCCCCGAUCUGUGGUGGCAGCACAUGGACCGGAGAAUCGUGUGUGCGGCUAAGAGAAAAGGACGCGAAGGAUCUUCCCUGGCUCCCGCUGGAUCUUAGCAGAAAGACCCAAAAGAAGAGAAAUCGCCUCCAACGGGCGGGCUGAGGAGUCAUUGCGGAGGCUGGGAGAAAAAAAAAACAGUCGGCAAAAUCUUUCCUUCGGAGGAUUCGAAGGAGUUAAGUGUUGGAGAGAGGGAGAGGCGCAAAGAUCCAGGACCUCACGAGAAGAUCCGGGCAAGAAUGAAAAGUUUCUCGACGAAGAAAGACUCUUUUCGUCGAACUGGUGGUUUUUGGUUUUCCUUUCCUCGUUUUCUUUCCUGAAGCCUUCCCCCCCCCCUCCUCCAAUCUCGUCCGGUCCGUUUGUUCCCGGAAGAAGAAAGAAGUUGAUACACGCAGGGACAUUUGAAAACAGCCACGUCCUAAUAGUGACAGUCGGGGAGGGGGAACGAGGAAGCCGGGAAAGAGAAGUAUCGUGUAAAGGAAGGUAGAAGGGAGAAAAAAAAAAACAACAGCAAGGCUUGGAGCUCUUUUGGACCGAACUAGAUGGAAAAUUGCAGAUGGAUAUUUAAUUUCCUAUCUUUUUUUCCUCCCAUCAAAUUGGAUCUGUUGCCGAGAUGAUGUAGUUUUGCCAUCGGCGCUGGUGCUGCCUGGUUUUGGGUUUUUUUGUUGUUUUUUUUGUUUUAUUUUUCUUUUCAAACACCCCCGCCCCUUUUUCUUCUUCGGAAUUUCAUUCUGGAUAUCCUUCUUUUGCUCCUGGGUGAUUUCAAAUACAAUUAAGACUAUGAAGAAAGACUGGCACUUUGACACAAGUGGGUUGGCUUCAGUCUUGCUAGUCUCCCAAAAGAAGUCCUUUGUGUGUGUGACUCAAGCCAGUAGAAUUACUUCUAGAGUACCUGCUUUACGGGCCAGGAAUUAAGAAGGGUAGAAGAUGGACUAAGUAUUCUGACUAUUGGAACUCCUGAAGGACCAACUCCAAAUAAAUUAUGAAUGUUGAACAAGAUGAGCUUACAUCCACAGCAGAUAAUGAUAGGUCCUAGGUUUAACAGGGCCCUAUUUGACCCGUUGCUUGUGGUGCUACUGGCUCUUCAACUUCUCGUGGUUGCUGGUUUGGUCAGAGCUCAGACUUGCCCUUCUGUCUGUUCCUGUAGCAAUCAGUUUAGCAAAGUAAUUUGUGUGAGAAAGAAUCUGAGAGAGGUCCCUGAUGCUAUAUCUACUAAUACUCGGUUAUUGAAUCUCCAUGAGAACCAAAUUCAAAUAAUCAAAGUGAAUAGCUUCAAACACCUGAGGCAUCUAGAAGUCUUGCAACUGAGCAGGAAUCACAUUAGAACAAUUGAAAUUGGGGCCUUCAAUGGUCUGGCUAAUCUCAAUACUCUGGAACUCUUUGACAAUCGUCUUAGCACCAUUCCUAAUGGGGCAUUUGUGUACUUGUCAAAAUUGAAGGAACUUUGGUUGCGAAACAACCCCAUUGAAAGUAUACCUUCUUAUGCUUUUAAUAGAAUCCCUUCCCUGAGGAGGUUAGAUCUGGGGGAAUUAAAAAGGCUUUCAUAUAUCUCUGAAGGUGCCUUUGAAGGUCUAUCUAAUUUGAGGUAUUUGAACCUUGCUAUGUGCAACCUUCGGGAAAUUCCUAACCUCACACCCCUUGUAAAACUGGAUGAGCUAGAUCUUUCUGGGAACCACUUAACUGUUAUCAAGCCAGGGUCUUUUCAAGGAUUAAUGCACCUGCAGAAAUUGUGGCUGAUCCAAUCCCAGAUUCAGGUGAUUGAAAGGAAUGCCUUUGAUAACCUUCAGUCACUAGUAGAGAUCAAUCUGGCCCACAACAAUCUAACACUACUGCCUCAUGACCUCUUCACACCUCUCCAUCUGGAAAGAAUCCACCUGCAUCAUAACCCUUGGAAUUGCAACUGUGACAUCCUAUGGCUCAGCUGGUGGAUUAAAGACAAAGCACCCUCCAACACUGCAUGCUGUGCCCGUUGCAACACACCUCCCAGCUUGAAGGGAAGAUACAUUGGCGAGUUGGACCUAAACUACUUCACAUGCUAUGCUCCUGUGAUUGUGGAGCCACCAACAGACCUCAAUGUCACUGAAGGCAUGGCUGCUGAGCUUAAAUGCCGAGCAUCAACAUCCCUGACCUCUAUAUCUUGGAUUACUCCAAAUGGAUCUGUUAUAACACACGGGGCUUAUAGGGUUCGGAUUUCUGUGCUCAGUGAUGGCACGUUAAAUUUUACAAGGGUGACCGCGCAAGACACAGGCUUGUAUACAUGCUUGGUGAGUAACUCUGUGGGGAAUACAACAGCUUCUGCAACUCUUAAUGUAACCGCACAGGAGUGUAUUACUUAUUUUUCAACCAUCACAGUAGAAACUGUGGAACCUUCUCAGGAUGAGGCACGGACCACAGAACAGGUUUGGCCCACACCAGUUAUUGAUUGGGACACCACUAAUGCGACAACCUCUCUCACACCACAGAGCACAAGGUCAAUGGAAAAAGCAUUCACAAUUCCUGUGACAGAUUUAAUCAAUGGGAUCCCAGGAAUAGAUGAGGUUAUGAAGACUACCAAAAUCAUAAUUGGUUGUUUUGUGGCAAUCACUCUUAUGGCUGCUGUGAUGUUGGUCAUUUUUUACAAAAUGAGAAAACAACAUCACCGGCAAAAUCAUCAUGCUCCAACACGGACUGUAGAAAUCAUUAAUGUGGAUGAUGAACUUACAGGUGAUACACCUAUAGAAAGUCAUUUGCCCAUGCCAGCAAUAGAGCAUGAGCACUUAAAUCACUAUAACUCUUAUAAAUCUCCUUUCAACCACACAACAACAGUUAACACAAUAAAUUCCAUACACAGUUCAGUGCAUGAACCAUUAUUGAUCCGAAUGAACUCUAAAGACAAUGUACAAGAGACUCAGAUCUAAACCAUUUACAGAUUUAAGGGGGAAUUUAAAACAAAAAAAAGACAGUUUAUUAAAAAAAUGACACAGAUGACUGGGCUAAAUCUACUGUUUCAAAAAAAGUGUCUUUACAAAAAAAGAAAUUUAUUUAUUAAAAAUUCUAUUGUGAGCGAAAGCAGACAAAAUUAUGUGUAUUCCUCAGAACCUCUUUUUGCUGCAUUUAUUUACCCUACUCUACUGAUUUACCUUCCCUUCUUUCCCAUACCUUCCCUUCUAUUCCAUUUGCCAUAUUUUUCAUAGAACAACUUGAUUCUCUAAAGAACUGGUCUAGGAAUUUUUGUAAGAAUUCUGUUAAUGCUUUGGGAAUUUUUAUGGUGAAUUCUAGUGGUGAGAUUCGGUCUAUUUUGUCUUUUUUUAUUUCAUUUUCUUCUCAUUCCCUUUUUGAAAUGGUUCAGAGGGGAAAUGGAUGUUAGCAGUAGAUUUACGAGAACAAUCAAGGAACAGAAACAAACAAAACAAAAUAUUUUAUUUUUAUUUUAUUUUUUCACAUUUCUGUGUUUCCUGAAGGGACAAUUCUGUGAAAGGGGGAAAAAAAUCUAAGAAAUUAAUUUUCAUGUGAGCAUCUAUAAAACCCAUGAUCUUUUAAACAACUCUAGAACCAGGAUUUGUAGUUCAAACACUAAAAUAAGAUUAUAAAUAAAAUAUUGUUGGUUUUUUUUUCUGUACUCAUUUUUAGUGUGAUGUUAAAAUGUCAAAAGGUCGUUCCACAUUUUACAUUUUUUUUUCAUUCAUCAUUCCAUGGCUUUCCUUCAAAAGCAUUCAAAAUAAUGGUAACAAAAAUAUUAUAACAACAUUUUGAAUUUUAACUGAAAGUAAUAAUACACUUUUUUUACUUAAUAACCAGCAUACCAUGCCUAAAGGUUAAUGAUCACAGAAAAUAAUUCAGGAAAUUUACUGGGGUUAAAUAAAUGAAAUGAAUUGUUUGAUGAAUUGAAUGAAAUUUAUCUUCACAUUUGAUCAGAAUUUUUCAUUAGAAAAGUCAUUUUAUUCGUGGAAUGCUCUAAAAAUUCUUCCUCAGAAUUUUGGUUGAGCAGUUCUUGGUUGGACACCAAAGGAUUUGCUUAUCUUGUUAACAAAAAUGUGUUUGUGGGAGCAUCCAUUUUAUAUUUAAAGGUAAGAAGGAGGAAGAAGAAAGAAAGAAAGAAAGAAAGAAAGAAAGAAAGAAAGAAAGAAUUGAAAUGGCAUUUUCUGUCCAAAGUUCUAAAACCACUGGUCCAAAUAAUUUGAUCCAGCACUAAUCUUAACCAUGUGUUGGAAUGUGGCCUUAAUUUGUAAAUAAAGGUUAUAAUUAACCAUAA
This is a messenger RNA of Crotalus tigris (Tiger rattlesnake), 5256 nucleotides long. RefSeq names its product leucine rich repeat containing 4C (gene LRRC4C). Gene Ontology annotation, biological process: regulation of axonogenesis; modulation of chemical synaptic transmission; synaptic membrane adhesion. Lineage: Eukaryota; Metazoa; Chordata; Lepidosauria; Squamata; Viperidae. Gene Ontology annotation, molecular function: cell-cell adhesion mediator activity. Bases 2012 to 3922 code for a protein of 636 amino acids. Gene Ontology annotation, cellular component: plasma membrane; postsynaptic density membrane; glutamatergic synapse. The record is from RefSeq and is a predicted model, not a curated record. The transcript is spliced from 3 exons.